AUGGACCGCGCGCGCCACGCGUAUUUCGAGAAGGAGUCGGGCUGCAAGCAGAUCGAGCGCGAGGGCGAGCAGCUCAAGCAGGACGCCCACGAGCGCUGGAACCGGCUCAAGCGCAUCCGCCAGUACAUCUGCCGCCGGUCCAACAGGGAGUUCGACAACAUCCUCCAGGCCAAGGGCUCCGCCGGCAAGCUCGACUUCGAGCACAAGGAGAAGACGCUCGGGCUCACGUACCAGAAGGACAACGCCGACGACGCCAACAUCAUCAACAACAUCACGUCCCUCAGCGGCGGCGAGCGCUCCUUCUCGACCCUCGCCAUGCUCAUCUCGCUCGGCGCGACGAUCGAGUGCCCGUUCCGCGUCAUGGACGAGUUCGACGUCUUCAUGGACCAGGUCUCCCGCAAGGUCGCCAUGAAGGAGCUCGUCGACAUGGCGAAGAAGAUGGAGAACCGCCAGUUCAUCUUCAUCACGCCCCAGGACCUCAGCUCCCUGCCCCAGUCCGACAUCCUCAAGAUCUUCAAGAUGAACCCGCCCAUCCGCGGCCAGCGCACGCUCGAGGAGGCCUUCGCCACCCAGGGCUAG
Aureococcus anophagefferens is the source of this 579-nucleotide messenger RNA. RefSeq lists its product as hypothetical. Gene Ontology annotation, cellular component: site of double-strand break; Smc5-Smc6 complex; nucleus. Gene Ontology annotation, biological process: double-strand break repair via homologous recombination. The transcript has a single exon. Lineage: Eukaryota; Pelagophyceae; Pelagomonadales; Pelagomonadaceae. Gene Ontology annotation, molecular function: single-stranded DNA binding; damaged DNA binding. The coding region runs from base 1 to 579 and encodes 192 amino acids. The record is from RefSeq and is a predicted model, not a curated record.